Messenger RNA from Durusdinium trenchii, 1493 nucleotides. The record is from the annotation of a GenBank genome assembly. NCBI's taxonomy places the organism in Eukaryota, Dinophyceae, Suessiales, Symbiodiniaceae.
UCGGUCAAAGAACGCUUGAAGUCUUCAUGUCAAUGAAGACAUUUGUAUCUACUGUAACUUUGCACACAGACACACGCACAAGACUCUCAAAACAUGAAAUUGCACCGAAAAAACAUGGCUGAGGAAACUCUAUAGGUUGCUGUCUUGAAACGAGGAUAGCUUCAGGUACACAUGUUAGUCAGGCGAAACCAGCCCUAUGGCCGCCUCAGGCCCCUAUGCACACGGAGGAAGCAGUAAAAAACCUCAAUGAGGUUGUUAGCUGUUUCUAUUCUCAGUUUGUGCAUCCCAGACCUAAUUCAAUCGUAGACUGCGGAUGUAUUUCCACAUGUAGGACCAAGGGUGGCCGGCCGAAGUUUGGGAGGCUGGCUUCUUUGAGUCUUACGCGGCGUCCAUGCAUUGGACACUGACCCAGUUCACACCUGCCACCAACAACAUUGCGCCGGACAACGCCUUUGAAAGGCUCUUCGCGGUUUGGGUGAUCCUUUUGGCCAUGGGAGUCUUCUCGUCCUUCAUCAGCUCCAUCACUGCCACCGUCAGUUCCUUGAGGGCAUCCCAGGCGAAGCAGUUCCAUGAGCGUGCUGCGCUCCUGCGCUUCUUCUGCGAGCGGAAUUUGUCGGCGGACCUCUUUGGCAAGGUGAACGAGGUGUUGCGGAAAGAAGGGAUGUUUCAAGUCCGUAUUCAGGAGCAGGAGGUGGGCCUCAUCAAGGGCAUCCCUGAGACGCUGCUGCAGCAGCUUCACGAGGAGAUGUACAUGUCUCUGAUGGCUCACUUGCCCUUCUGGCCGGAGUGGGCCUAUGGUGAGGACAUGCACUUCCUGCGGAUUGUAUGCCACUUUGCCAUGAAGGAGCACAUCGCCAAGCCCAUGCAGGAUGCCUUUUUGCCUGGCAGAUGCAGCCCAGAGGCCUUGAUCAUUGAGACUGGGCACAUGUGCUACAUCCCUGCGGGCUCCACCCGCGACAUUGUCGUAGGUGAAGGGGAUAUCCUGUGCCUGGCCAGUUUAUGGGCUGAAUGGCAAUACCACGGACGCCUCACCGCCAGCUACGGUUCUGCAAACUAUGUUGGCAUCAACAGCGUGACCUUCUGCCAAUUGGCCACUGAACAUGGAGGUCCGUUGUGGCAAUACUUGCAGAUCUUUGGCAUCUUGCUCUUGGGUCUGUUGGAGAGCAGCGGCAAUGCCAUCACCGACCUGAUCUACAAGAGCUCGUUGAUGGAGUUGGGCCCGCGCGCUGAGAAGUAUGCCGCGGUCUUCAACGCCCGCAACGCGCGGACGAAGGGCUUCUCGCGGUCGCAGAGCGGCAGCAAGGAGUCGAUCACCUGGUCCAAGAACAUGGUGCAGACCUUGGAAACCUUCGAGAAAUUUGGCUCUCAGAGUCUCGGAGCAUGAGCUGAACGCAUCCGGAGCUGAGAACGAAACGGAUGAGGAACGAGCUGAACCGUCUCGAAUCGGAGAGAGCUAACCGACCCUUGUGAGCAAAUGCAAGAACUUGUACAAC